This is a messenger RNA of Hydatigera taeniaeformis, 1194 nucleotides long. Lineage: Eukaryota; Metazoa; Platyhelminthes; Cestoda; Cyclophyllidea; Taeniidae. The record is from the annotation of a GenBank genome assembly.
AUGUAUAGAACAACAGUGAAAAUCCCGCCUGACUUUGUGAACAUCGACGAGUUGCGCAGUUAUAUUGAACUGGUAUAUGAUGUUAGGAUUAUGACAGAGCCGGGUUCCGCCAACGAAGUAGUAAUCAGGACAAAUUUAGCAUCAGAAUUGGAAGCUGCACAAAAUCUUUCCCUCCUUUUUAUCGGUCCUGAAUCGAAGGUCGAGUCCGAAUUGCCUGUUAAGCUUCUGAAUCUUUUUACUAUUCCUACGAUCCGGCGUUACCUUGCGAGGAGCUACAAGUUGAUAGUCACUGAUGUCAAUUGUACUCAUUUGGUUUUUCGUGGCUCCGAGGUAGCUGUGUCAACAAUCUUGAAAGCGCUCUCAAAGAUCCAGCUCUCAAAGCCCUCCUGUGAUCCCUUAGUAGAUGAAAACCUGAUUAAGUUGUGCCGCUUGCAUGACAUUGACAUCAAGCAAAUAGAUGAUAGUAGUGGCGAACUUCACUCUAUUGUCCACGAUCUCGUUGUGGAACUUGAAAGUCUUAUGAAUACCCAGGAUUCUGCAAUACAAGAAUCAAAUGGGCUCAACAAACUUGGUUUCGUUGAAGUGUUCAGACAGAAAAAGUCUGCCAAAUCCGCUUCACGAUCACGGAUCCGUAACCGUGCUCAGAGUUGUGAUCAACUUGACACACCAUUUCAAGCAGUCCCUUUUUUCCUCUCCACUGCUCUCGGACCAGAGGUCAGACGCCUUCGUCCCAUCGUGAUAGAUGGUGCUAAUGUCGCUCAUGGGGAGUCAUCUAAUUCUAAUUUCAAUGUAUCAAAUCUGCGCUGCGUUAUCAACUACUUUGUGCAACGCGGCCACGAGGAGAUAGCGGUGGUGCUGCCCAGCGAUGGACAGACACCUUGUGCUGCACUCUUUUCGCCGGCAGAGCUUGCUAAGUACUUCGUCUUUACACCAGUUCGACGUCUUGAUCGGGGCGUCCGACCCCAAAAGACUGAUGACGACAGCGUCAUCCUGCAGUACGCCCAAGAAAAGGGCGGUGUUGUGAUCUCCAACGACCAAUAUCGUGACUGGUUGAAGGCGAGACCUGAAUUCCGCGACCUCAUCGAAAACCGUGUGAUUCCAUACAGUCUUCGAAUGGGAAUUUUCAUAAUUUCUUACUACCCUUUGGGGAAGCACAAACCUUACCUCGACGAAAUUCUCGCCUUCCCGGGAUAA